AUGGCAGAUACCACAAGUCAGCAGCCCAAGCUCUACAUCUACGACUUCUGUCCGUUUAGCUGUCGUGCACGUGUUGCACUGGGCCUAAAGAAGGUCAAAUACAACGUCAUAUUCAUGGCCUUCAACGACGUCGCAACGCCAACGAGUCUGGUCGGCACCAAGGCGGCUCCGAUUUUCGUGCCGGUGGGUGAAAGUCCCUUUACAGAGAGCUGGGACGUGGUGAGUUACGUGGACAAACACUACGGCGACAGCCCCCAUCAUUAA
Messenger RNA from Phytophthora nicotianae INRA-310, 264 nucleotides. RefSeq lists its product as hypothetical. The coding region runs from base 1 to 264 and encodes 87 amino acids. Lineage: Eukaryota; Oomycota; Peronosporomycetes; Peronosporales; Peronosporaceae. The record is from RefSeq and is a predicted model, not a curated record. The transcript has a single exon.